Papaver somniferum (opium poppy) is the source of this 1942-nucleotide messenger RNA. RefSeq names its product beta-fructofuranosidase, insoluble isoenzyme 1-like. The record is from RefSeq and is a predicted model, not a curated record. Bases 55 to 1776 code for a protein of 573 amino acids. Gene Ontology annotation, molecular function: hydrolase activity, hydrolyzing O-glycosyl compounds. The transcript is spliced from 7 exons. Gene Ontology annotation, biological process: carbohydrate metabolic process. NCBI's taxonomy places the organism in Eukaryota, Viridiplantae, Streptophyta, Magnoliopsida, Ranunculales, Papaveraceae.
CUUUCAUCCAUCUUUCAAGAAAACAAGUAUCCGCAUAAAUCAUCAUCAAAAACAAUGGCGAAGUUCAUUUGUUGGUUUACUCUUCUUUUCUUAUGUUUCAAUCUCAGUGUUGAAGCAUUACAUAAAAUAUAUCCACAUUUUCAAUCACUUGUGGCAGUGAAAGCACCGGUGAAACUAGGACAUCUAAGAACUGGUUUUCACUUCCAACCUCCCAAAAACUGGAUCAACGAUCCAAAUGGCCCAAUGUAUUAUAAAGGCGUUUAUCAUCUUUUCUACCAGUAUAAUCCCAAAGGUGCUGUGUGGGGGAAUAUUGUAUGGGCACACUCAGUAUCCACUGAUUUGAUAAACUGGUUUUCCCUUGAACAUGCAAUUGCCCCUUCCAAACCAUUUGACAUAAAUGGGUGCUGGUCAGGUUCUGCAACUAUACUUCCUGGCAACAAACCUGUUAUACUUUACACUGGUAUUGAUCCAGACGAGAGACAAGUACAAAACAUUGCAGUGCCGAAGAACUUGUCUGACCCAUUCUUAAGAGAAUGGGUGAAGCCUGAUUACAACCCAAUAAUCAAACCAAGCAUUGGUGUGAAUGCGAGUGCGUUUCGAGAUCCCACAACUGCAUGGUGGAGUAAAGAUGGGCACUGGAGAUUAGUAGUUGGUAGCAAGAGAGAUAUGAGAGGAACCGCGGUGUUGUAUAGAAGCAAGGAUUUUAUUCAUUGGACUAAAGCCAAACAUUUGUUACAUUCUUCUGCUACUACUGGUAUGUGGGAGUGCCCAGAUUUUUAUCCAGUGUCGCUGAAUGGGAAACAAGGAUUAGACACUUCAUCGGUUGGUGAUGGUGUUAAACAUGUGCUGAAAGUGAGCCUUGAUCUUACAAGGUUCGAAUAUUACACUCUUGGUCAAUAUUUUACUAGCAAAGAUCGAUAUGUACCAGACAACACUUCAGUUGAUGAUAGUACAGGGUUAAGGUAUGAUUAUGGAAAUUUCUAUGCAUCCAAGUCGUUUUUCGAUCCGUCAAAGAAUAGAAGAAUCUUGUGGGGAUGGGCUAACGAAUCCGAUCGAACUCCAGAUGAUCAAAUUGCUAAAGGCUGGGCUGGGGUUCAGGCAAUUCCGAGGACAGUGUGGCUUGAUAGAAAUGAAAAACAACUCUUACAAUGGCCUAUUGAAGAGGUUAAUCAUUUACGAAGCGGUCACGGUCGAGUGGAGAUGACCAAGAUACCUCUUCAUAAGGGAAGUCUCAUUGAGAUUGAAGGAAUUACUCCUGCUCAGGCUGAUGUUGAAAUUACAUUCCGUAUACCAAGUUUGGAACAUGCUGAACCAUUUGAUCCUAAAUGGGUUGAUGCUGAAAGACUUUGCGGCGAAAAAGAUGCUAGUGUCUCGGGUGGCAUCGGACCUUUUGGAUUGCUAACACUGGCGUCAAGUGACUUACAAGAGUAUACUGCGGUAUUUUUUAGGGUCUUCAAAUCAAAUGACAAACAUAAAGUGCUUAUGUGCUCUGGUGGUAUUAGGUCUUCUUUAACACAUGAUAAGAUGUACAAGCCAUCUUACGGAGGUUUCGUAGAUGUUGAUAUUAGUAAUGGAAAGCUUUCCUUGAGAAGCUUGAUCGAUAAUUCAGUCGUAGAGAGUUUUGGUGCUGGAGGAAAAACAUGCAUCUUAUCAAGGGCUUAUCCAACACUGGCUAUUGGAAAUAAUGCUCAUUUGUAUGUUUUCAACAAUGGAACUCAAGCGGUAAAGAUUGGGAAGUUAAAAGCAUGGUCAAUGAAUAGUCCCUCAAUGAAUUGAAGAAAAAUUAGUCCUCUAGUUUGAGUGAGCAAUGAGUAGGAUUUUGUUUCAGGAGAAUAAUAUCCAUCAUGUUGUCCGAUGGUUCCUUGUCAAAAUUGUCCAUACGAGUACAUAAGGAUGUUACAUGUAGUGUCAAUUGGAAAUAAAGUAAUUCACCUUUAGAAUA